Phodopus roborovskii (desert hamster) is the source of this 2314-nucleotide messenger RNA. It is a transcript of the gene Ccn2, whose product is annotated as cellular communication network factor 2. NCBI's taxonomy places the organism in Eukaryota, Metazoa, Chordata, Mammalia, Rodentia, Cricetidae. Gene Ontology annotation, cellular component: extracellular matrix; extracellular region. The transcript is spliced from 5 exons. The record is from RefSeq and is a predicted model, not a curated record. Bases 205 to 1251 code for a protein of 348 amino acids. Gene Ontology annotation, molecular function: integrin binding; heparin binding. Gene Ontology annotation, biological process: signal transduction; cell adhesion.
GAGCUACUCCAGCUCCAGCGACCCCAGGAGACCGACCUCCUCCAGACGGCAGCCGCCCCAGCCUACAGCCCCAGACGCCACCGCCUGGAGCGUCCUGACACCAACCUCCGCCCAGAGUCCGUGUCCAGGCUCCGGCCGCGCCCCUCGUCGCCUUUGCGCCCCGCUGCGAUCCGUUGCUGUGCGUCCUCCCAUCGCGCCCCGACCAUGAUCGCCUCCGUCGCGGGUCCCCUCAGCCUCUCUUUGGUGCUCCUCCUCGCCCUCUGCAACCGGCCCGCCACUGGCCAGGACUGCAGCGCGCAAUGCCAGUGCACCGAGCCGGCGCCACGCUGCCCGGCCGGUGUGAGCCUGGUGCUGGACGGAUGUGGUUGCUGCCGCGUCUGCGCCAAGCAGCUGGGAGAACUCUGCACGGAGCGUGACCCCUGCGACCCACACAAGGGCCUCUACUGCGACUUUGGCUCCCCGGCCAACCGCAAGAUCGGCGUGUGCACCGCCAAAGAUGGUGCACCCUGUGUCUUCGGUGGAUCUGUGUACCGCAGCGGUGAGUCCUUCCAAAGCAGCUGCAAAUACCAAUGCACUUGCCUCGACGGAGCUGUGGGCUGCGUGCCACUGUGCAGCAUGGACGUCCGCCUGCCCAGCCCUGAUUGCCCCUUCCCGAAAAGGGUUAAGCUGCCCGGGAAAUGCUGUGAGGAGUGGGUGUGUGAUGAGCCCAAGGAUCGCACUGUGGUUGGCCCCGCUCUGGCUGCCUACCGACUGGAAGACACAUUUGGCCCAGACCCAACUAUGAUGAGAGCCAACUGCCUGGUCCAGACCACAGAGUGGAGCGCCUGUUCCAAGACCUGCGGGAUGGGCAUCUCCACCCGGGUUACCAACGACAAUGCCUUCUGCAGACUGGAGAAGCAGAGUCGCCUCUGCAUGGUCAGGCCCUGUGAAGCUGACCUGGAAGAGAACAUUAAGAAGGGCAAGAAGUGCAUCCGUACCCCUAAAAUCUCCAAGCCUGUCAAGUUCGAGCUUUCUGGCUGCACCAGUGUGAAGACCUACCGCGCUAAGUUCUGUGGAGUGUGCACAGAUGGCCGAUGCUGCACACCCCACAGAACCACCACCCUGCCGGUGGAGUUCAAGUGUCCCGAUGGCGACAUCAUGAAAAAGAACAUGAUGUUCAUCAAGACCUGUGCCUGCCAUUACAACUGUCCUGGGGACAAUGACAUCUUUGAGUCCCUGUACUACAGGAAGAUGUACGGAGACAUGGCGUAAAGCCAGGGAGUAAGGGACAUGAACUUGUUAGACUAUAACUUGAACUGAGUUACAUCUCAUUUUUCUGUAAAAACCAUUACAGUAGCACAUUAAUUUAAAUCUGUGUUUCUAACUGCUGGGGGAGCAAAGCUCCCACCAAAGUGAGAGCGUUAAGACAUUGUCAUACAAAUAGUCUGCCAAUCUCAGACACUGGUUAAAGACAGUUUAGACUUGACAGUUGGACUUCAUUAGCACACAGCGCCAGAAUGUAUGCCUGGGUGUGUCUCCGAGCAGUGGCAAUGCCAGGAGCAAAGGCUGGUACUAUCCGAGGCCAUCUUCAAAGCAGCAAUAUGCCUGCUGUUUGCAGUGUAAUUGGAGAGGAAAACUAUAUAGUAUGCAUGCAGACAGUCCUGCUCUAGUAACAACUGAGCUGUGCAUCCUCCUAGACGAGGCUGAGUGGCUGAGUCCAGCUGUUCUUGAACUGAGAAUAGCGGAUUCAGCUCUGACAUUCUGAUUCGAAUGACAGUGGUCAGGAGUCGGAAUCCUGUCUAUUAGACUGGACAGCUUGUGGCAAGUGAAUUGCCUGUAACAAGCCAGAUUUUUAUUGAUAUUGUAAAUAUUGUGGAUAUAUAUAUUAUAUAUAUUUGUACAGUUAUCUAAGUUAAUUUAAAAUUGUUUGUGCCUAUUGUUUUUGUUUUAAUGCUUUGGGUAUUUUAAAGUGAUAGCCUCAAAUUCUGAACACCAUAGGUAGGACAUAAAGCUUGUCUCUCUGUGAUUCAAAACAAAAAAAAAUAUACUGAAGUGGAGAUUAUAGUCUAUCAGAACAGAAAGUAUAUUAAUGGUAAAGCAAAGUCUUGGAGGUCAGAUUUCUGUCAGGAAAUGUGGCAACCUCACUGUCAGUGAACAAAUGGCCUUUAUUGAGAAGUGGCUGGCUCGGGAUAGCUGGUCAGAUUUCCAUGUGGAAGUGUUUGCUUCAUCUUUGACUAUGACUGUUUUUUGGGCAGUUUAUUUGUUGAGAGUGUGACCAAAAGUUACAUGUUUGCACCUUUCUAGUUGAAAAUAAAGUAUAUAUUUUUUAUAUGAA